ACCGGGCGGCGGGCGGGGCGCGGCUCCCGCGCAGGCGCGGCGGCGGCGGCGGCCAUGUCGGUGCAGGAGGACCCGGUGCAGCGGGAGAUCCACCAGGACUGGGCCAACCGCGAGUACAUCGAGGUGAUCACCAGCUCCAUCAAGAAAAUCGCGGACUUCCUCAACUCCUUCGACAUGUCGUGCCGGUCCCGGCUGGCCACCCUGAACGAGAAGCUGACGGCGCUGGAGCGGAGAAUCGAGUACAUCGAAGCCCGGGUCACCAAGGGAGAGACGCUGACAUAGGCCCGGGGCGGCGCCGGCUCCCGCCGCCGGAGCACCGCCGCCCCUCACCCCGCUCGGGGCCCGCCGCCACCGCCGCCGCCUCUGCUCGUGUUGCCAAUAAACCGCUGUGCUCCUGC
Messenger RNA from Vidua chalybeata, 398 nucleotides. RefSeq names its product BRICK1 subunit of SCAR/WAVE actin nucleating complex (gene BRK1). Gene Ontology annotation, cellular component: SCAR complex. Lineage: Eukaryota; Metazoa; Chordata; Aves; Passeriformes; Viduidae. Gene Ontology annotation, molecular function: protein-containing complex binding. The record is from RefSeq and is a predicted model, not a curated record. Bases 55 to 282 code for a protein of 75 amino acids. The transcript has 3 exons. Gene Ontology annotation, biological process: regulation of actin polymerization or depolymerization; actin filament organization; cell motility.